AGACGACAUAACGGGAAACGUCGCAAAAACACUAUUCUCUGUAUUUACCAGAGGUGAAAAUCGUGGUGGUAUCCUAUUGAUCAGAGGAUAUCACGAGGUAGAGAAUUAUCUAUCGAAAAAACCACCUCCACCCGUGAAGAAACCUGAAAAAACCACCUCGAGCAAAGCGGACGGUGAUAAAGGAUCAGCAACAGACGUUGAAGAAGAGGAAAAAAUCAAAAGGUUGAAUCAACAAAAGGAGGAAACCGAAGACUAUGAGGAUUCGGAGGGGCCUGAACGGGAAAUUGAUCAUUUGAUAUUUUGCGUACACGGAAUUGGACAAAAGUUAAGCGAGCGAACUGGAUACCCAAGUUUCGUUCAUGAGGUAAACCUUCUACGCCGAACUAUAAAAGAUACUUACGCUACAAAUCCACCACCCGAAGCCGCGUCAAGAAAGGGCAAUCGUAAGUUAAAUCCUAAUUAUGGACGCAAUAAAUUUACAAAGGGAAGUCAGAUGGGAAACGGCAUUCAGGUAUUACCCAUCCACUGGAGACAAGAUAUUAAGUUUGGCAUGGCGUCGGAGGAUAAUAAUGUCAAACGUCACUUGAGUUCAACCUUAAGCGAAGAAGGUCAACCUACUCUGGACGAAGUUACAUUGGACGGUGUACCAAAUUUGAGAAUGUUGGUCUCUGACGCGCUGGUGGACGUCCUAUUGUACAUGACGCCAAAAUUCAGGGAUAUGAUGAUCUCAAAUGUUGUACGAGAAAUGAAUAGAGUAUAUCACCUGUUCAUUGACCGAAAUCCGAAAUUCAUAAAACAUGGUGGAAAAGUAUCCAUCUACGGUCACUCCCUUGGUUCGGUGUUGGCAUUUGAUGUCCUCUGCCAUCAACCUUUUACGAUUUCUCCUUUUAACGAUUCGAACGGCAAUGUAGACUGCAGUCGAAAUGAUUCCUACGACACAUACAUUAGUCAUGGACAUCACUCGAGAAUUUCUUCUGGGGAAUUUUACAACCUGAAUGUCUCUUCUGAGACAGGAUUGGGUAAUGGUAACGGAGUACACAACACUCGUGAUGGUGGAAACAGCAUCGGACGAUCGAACGAACGGAAUGAGAAGCACCGAUCAAGUAGUAGUAUUGUACUAAAUCAUCAGAACCACCUAUUCGAUGAGCCGGAACAGUCCAACUUUUCUAUUGAUGUCGAACGACCUCAUUCGCAUCAUUUCAAAGAAGCGGGAGUCCAUUCUAGUCACCGACAUGCGAAUCGUAACCACCGAAACGGAGAUCUUAAGCGUCAACACCAAAUGCAACAGCAAACGAAGUAUAAACUUGAUUUUGAAGUGGAAGAUUUGUAUACUGUCGGAUCACCGAUUGGAUUAUUCUUGUUGUUGAAGGGAACAAAGAUUGGAUCCCGAAAUUAUUAUCAUGAAAUAAAUAAAAUUAGUGAGUCGAGGAAUUGGGAAGAUGUUAGUCUGGACAACCCUGAAGAAAAAGGUAACGAUGGAAUGUCUGGAAGAAAGAAUUCCCGAUCAGAAUUUGAACAAUGGGAACAACGGUCAAUGUUGAAUAACCAAGUAGGUUUGAUACCACACUGUCAUCCAGCCGUGAAAAACAUUUAUAACGUAUUUCAUAAAUCUGAUCCAAUUGCUUAUCGAUUAGAACCACUAAUAGCCCGUCACUAUGGCGCGUCCGUGAAACCGGCGCUUGUCCCUUACCAUAAAGGCGGAUUGAAAGCCGUACAACUAGGCAUUCAAGAAUUCGGUUCAAAUAUCUCCCGUAAAACGACUACUGUCUUCAAUUCCAUCGUUGCCACACUAACUUUCAGAAAAUUGGAAGCCGCAUCAGCAACUCAAACUGAUAAACAAAAAAAGCUCAAACAACAAAAUCUGUUAAGACAGCAACAAAUCAAACGGUUACAACACUUUAGUCAAUCCUCUCCAAAUUUAUCGGAUAACAUGUUGUCGGAUAUAACCGAUUUAUCCGGUGAGUUGAACAAUGUUUCAUUGGCAGAUGUGAAGAAUUCGCGGAACGGACAUUUUGGAAAAACGCAUCUACAUAAUGUACAUUCGUCACCUGAUAUAUUGACUAUGAAUGACAACGAUUCGCAACGUGAUUCUCUGGAUGGUACGGUGGUGGACAGCGAAAGAGGAAGUGUUUAUGCUGGUGAAAUGUAUAGAGAUGUAAACGGAAGCGUGAUCGGACUAACAGCAGAGGCGAGAGAAAAAUUCUAUCAAACACAUAUGUCUUCAUCGCCAGUAUUGUUGGAUGAUGGCGCCUUGGACUACAGUAUCGUCGGCGAGGAGAAGCUACGGAGUUUGAAUAAGAGUGGACGGAUUGAUUAUUGCCUUCAGGAAGGAGUAAUUGAAGUAGGUUACAUCUCAGCGAUAACCGUACAUCUUAACUACUGGACGGAUCGUGAUGUUGCAUACUUCAUAUUGCAAGAAUCUUAUAAAGUAUAUGAUAAUUAG
Messenger RNA from Acaulospora morrowiae, 2443 nucleotides. The record is from the annotation of a GenBank genome assembly. Lineage: Eukaryota; Fungi; Glomeromycota; Glomeromycetes; Diversisporales; Acaulosporaceae.